AUGGCCCCAACACAAAAGGGAAAAAUCAUAAACAAAAAAAAAAAAACUGUGUCAGAAUUUUGGACCACAGAUGGAGAUUCCAGCACUUCAGAUGAUACGAGUGAACAGGAUUGCAGUGACCGGCAGUCAAAAAACGAGAGAAAGAAAUUUCACCAGAAAGGUGAACGAGAAAAACAAGGAGAGGACAAGGAAAGAGACACAGUAGAAGAAAAAGAAAAGAUGAAGAAGAAAAAACACAAACGUAUCCCUGUAGACUCAUCAGACGAUAGCAGAGAUAUCUCCAGGGGGUUCUUCUACCUGGUCCCUUGUCUUCAUCUUGUAGAUAAAUAUCGGCAGAUCUACAUACAGGAGAACAACAGGACGGAGGUCACAGAAUUCCUUCUCUUAGGAUUUCAGGUCAGUCGAGGUUUAAGACUUUUCCUGUUCUGUCUGUUCCUUGUGGUUUAUUAUCUGAUAAUAUGUGGGAAUCUCCUGAUCAUCACUCUGGUGUCCACCAGCAAGAAUCUCCACACCCCAAUGUACUUCUUCAUCUCACAACUAUCCCUCAGUGACAUCUUAUUAUCCACAGAUAUUGUCCCCAAUCUCCUCCACAUCCUACUGAAUAAUGGGGGGACCAUGACUUUUAUUGGUUGUAUCACUCAGCUUUAUUUCUUCUGCACCUCAGAAGUAUUUGAAUGUUUUCUUCUCACUGUGAUGUCUUAUGACAGAUAUGUGGCCAUCUGUAAUCCUCUCCGUUACUCCUCUAUCAUGACAAGUGGACAUUGUGUUGUACUGACCGUCAUAUGUUGGUUGUCUGGAUGUUCUGUUACUUUGAUUUACACAAUAACAACAGCAAAGCUAAACUUCUGUGGUCCCAAUAUCAUUGACCAUAUAUUUUGUGACUUUAUUCCCUUACUAGGACUUUCCUGUUCUAACACUUUCAUUGUCCACUUGGAGAUGUAUGUAAUGAGCACCCCAGUUGCCUUCAUCCCAACCACCAUCAUUGUAUUGUCUUAUAUUUAUAUUGUUUUAGCAAUCCUAAGGAUCCCAUCCAAUACUGGUAGACAGAAAGCCUUCUCCACCUGUAGCUCCCACCUCAUUGUGGUCUCCAUAUUCUAUGGGACUAUAUUCAGUGUUUAUAUUGUCCCAACAAAUGGACAAACAUUGACCAUGAGUAAAAUCCUCUCCCUGCUAUAUACUGUGUUUACUCCAUUGGUCAACCCCAUUAUAUACAGUCUGAGAAAUGAUGACAUUAAUAAAGCCGUACAGAAAACACUUCAUAAGCGGGUGAUCUGGUAA
Hyla sarda is the source of this 1278-nucleotide messenger RNA. RefSeq names its product olfactory receptor 1500-like. Lineage: Eukaryota; Metazoa; Chordata; Amphibia; Anura; Hylidae. Gene Ontology annotation, molecular function: olfactory receptor activity; G protein-coupled receptor activity. Gene Ontology annotation, biological process: G protein-coupled receptor signaling pathway. The record is from RefSeq and is a predicted model, not a curated record. The coding region runs from base 1 to 1278 and encodes 425 amino acids. The transcript has 3 exons. Gene Ontology annotation, cellular component: membrane.